CACGUGCCCUGAGGGAUAUAUAUGUCUAAAGGCUGGGGAAAAUCCUGACCAUGGUUACACAAGCUUUGAUACUUUUGGCUGGGCCUUUCUCUCUUUGUUCCGUCUUAUGACUCAAGAUUAUUGGGAACGUCUUUAUCAACAGACUCUCAGAUCUGCUGGGAAGAUCUACAUGCUUUUUUUUAUGCUGGUCAUCUUCCUGGGCUCAUUUUAUCUGGUCAACCUGAUUCUGGCUGUUGUGGCCAUGGCGUAUGAAGAGCAGAACCAAGCCACUAUUGCCGAAACAGAGGAGAAGGAAAGAAAGUUUCGGGAAGCCAUGGAGAUGUUAAAGAAAGAGCAGGAGGCACUAGCUGCUAAAGGUAUUGAUUCAAUGUCACUUAGUUCAUUGGAAAUGUCACCUUUAGCAUCCAAAAAUGCCAAGGAAAGAAGAAAUAGGCGAAAGAAAAAGAAAUCUUUGGCGGCAGAAGAGUAUGGAGAAGACCAAAGGAAUCCCAAGUGUGACUAUGACGAUGGUCAGAGGAGAAUGACUCUCCUUGGCAUUAGUUAUGGUCCCAGUGCAAACUUGGUGAAGCGCAGAACCAGCCACGGAAGCAUAUUCAGUUUCCGACUCCGUGGCAGAGACACUGGCUCCGAAACAGAUUUUGCCGAUGAUGAGAUCAGCACUGCUGGGGAAAAUGAAAGCCACCGGGGCUCUCUCUUAAUUCCAAGAUCUGGGAGGCGUCCGAGCGUGCAAAGUCAAGUGAGCCAUAGUUCUCACCCUACUACUCCCAACUACACCCAGACGGGCAAAAGGAACAGCUCAGUGGAUUGCAAUGGUGUGGUUUCCCUGAUAGGAGGAGGCACCGGGGCACUCAACCCAGACCCUACUUCUCCUGCAGGGUUACUGCUCCCCCCAGUUAUUAUGGAAAAACCUGGGACAGGCGACCUGACCUCUCCCUCGGACGAGGCAAGCAAGAAGCAGUUUUUAAUGCCCCACCGCCCGUCGGUGGAUCACUCGGACGAACCCUUUCAGAGGCAGAGGGCAGUGAGCGCUGUCAGCAUCAUCACCAGUGCCCUGGAAGAGCUUGAGGAAUCACACCAGAAAUGUCCUCCCUGCUGGAACCACUUUGCUGUUAAAUUUCUCAUUUGGGAUUGCUGCCCCCUUUGGCUUUUAAUCAAGAAAUUUGUCAAGUUUGUGGUAAUGGACCCAUUUACCGACCUCACCAUCACCCUUUGCAUCGUGCUGAACACGUUCUUCAUGGCCUUGGAGCAUUAUAAGAUGACAAAGGAGUUUGACCACAUGCUUUACAUAGGCAAUUUGGUCUUCACUGGGAUUUUUACAGCAGAAAUGAUCUUCAAAGUAAUUGCCCUUGACCCCUACUACUAUUUUCAGCAGGGCUGGAAUAUUUUUGACAGCAUAAUUGUUAUUCUAAGCCUGAUGGAACUGGGUUUGUCCAGCAUGGGAAACCUGUCUGUUUUACGCUCCUUUCGACUGCUGAGAGUCUUCAAAUUGGCAAAGUCCUGGCCGACCUUAAAUACGCUCAUUAAAAUCAUUGGUAAUUCAGUGGGUGCCCUCGGUAACCUCACUCUUGUGCUGGCAAUCAUCGUCUUUAUUUUUGCCGUGGUAGGAAUGCAGCUUUUUGGGAAAAGCUACCUGGACAAUGUGAAGAAGAUAAGCACAACCGGCAAUUUGCCACGGUGGCACAUGAAUGAUUUCUUCCACUCGUUCCUCAUCAUCUUCCGAAUUUUGUGUGGGGAGUGGAUCGAGACCAUGUGGGACUGCAUGGAAGUAGCUGGGCAGCCGCUGUGCCUUCUUGUCUUCUUAUUGGUCAUGGUGAUAGGAAACCUGGUGGUGCUCAACCUAUUCCUUGCCUUGCUGCUAAGCUCUUUCAGUGCUGACAACCUCUCCGCACCAGAUGAGGACGGGGAGAUGAACAACCUGCAGCUUGCUUUUGCUCGGAUCAACAGGGGUCUUCAGUACGUGAAACACACGACGUGGGAUUUUUGCUGCAAUGUCCUCCGGCACCCCAAGACGACGGCUGAAAAGAAGGCAAUGAUGAAGCUUGCUGCCCAGAAUACAGGUGCCCUUAACAAUUGUGUGAACAGUCAUACAAGCGCUGAGCCUGGCAAAGACAUGGAGAAUCACAAAGAGAACCACGCUGAGGAUGGGAUGAAUAAAAAUGGAGAGAAACACCUAGGAAUUACAGACAAUGAUGAUUUUAUGACCAAUCCUGACCUGUCCAUCUGUGUUCCUAUUGCUGUGGGAGAGUCGGAUAUCGAGGAGGAAGAUGAGGAGCAGAGCACCUUUACGGAAAUGGAGCAG
Messenger RNA from Fulmarus glacialis (Northern fulmar), 2299 nucleotides. RefSeq names its product sodium channel protein type 5 subunit alpha-like. The annotation marks the transcript as partial. Lineage: Eukaryota; Metazoa; Chordata; Aves; Procellariiformes; Procellariidae. Gene Ontology annotation, biological process: membrane depolarization during action potential; neuronal action potential; sodium ion transmembrane transport. Gene Ontology annotation, cellular component: plasma membrane; axon; voltage-gated sodium channel complex. The record is from RefSeq and is a predicted model, not a curated record. The transcript is spliced from 9 exons. Gene Ontology annotation, molecular function: voltage-gated sodium channel activity.